AUGGGUUUUGCUAUUUCUGCUAAAACUGCAUACACUGCUGCAGCUGGUAUGUCGCUUAUCUCAUUCCUGUGUCUUUUAUUAGUGAACUUGGGGACGCCAAUUAUCAAGUCAAUUUAUAUUGCGAGUUAUGGGGAUCAUGAGGAUGGGAAGAGGUUGUUUGGAAUAUACGGCGAGUGUACGCAAUUUUAUAGUAAAAGUAAUGAUUUUACUGUUUAUGAAUAUCAAUGCGAGAAUAAUUUUGAACAUUCGAACAUUUUUGACGGUACAAAAUUUUUGUUGAUUAUGCAUGCUAUUGGUGCAAUAACAUCAUUUAUGUUGCUUUACAUCGGAAUUUAUGCUCGUAAUCAUGUUCAUAGCCAUGUUGUGAAUAAAAGUAUGACAUGGGUCUUUGCAUUAUUCAAUUCUUUAAUUGUUUUGUUAGCAAUGUCAGGACAAAUUGACAUGUUUUCAAAACUCCAAGAUUGGUUUAAAGAUAAUGCUUCACCUUUGAAAUUUGGAGAUGGUGGACUUAGUCCUGUGAUUACAUCCCUUAUAUUCUCACUCUUGUCAGUACUUGCAUUUUACAAAGGAGAUCAAGCUGUAAGUGAAGGAGGCGGUGACAUCAAUGGUUCCAAUGAUAACGAAAAUAUGAAUACAGUAAUGACCAACCAGCAGAAACCUGUUCCUCAACAAUCACAAAUUCCACAAUCUUAUUUAAACCCUCAAUCUGAUACAGAUCAUCAACCUUAUUUGAGCACCAACGAUCAACCUGUUGUUUAA
Messenger RNA from Entrophospora candida, 759 nucleotides. Lineage: Eukaryota; Fungi; Glomeromycota; Glomeromycetes; Entrophosporales; Entrophosporaceae. The record is from the annotation of a GenBank genome assembly.